Molecule: messenger RNA, 1410 nt
Organism: Coffea arabica (coffee)
Lineage: Eukaryota; Viridiplantae; Streptophyta; Magnoliopsida; Gentianales; Rubiaceae
Product: UDP-glycosyltransferase 13-like
Molecular function (GO): UDP-glucosyltransferase activity
Source: RefSeq, a predicted model, not a curated record
AUGUCAAUGUCAAGAAUUGGUGAUUCCCAGAAGAGAGCAGUUGCUCAUGUAGCUCUGUUUCCUAGUGCAGGAAUAGGCCACUUGGUCCCAUUUCUGAGAUUGGCCGCCAUGCUUGCUUCUCCUAAUUGCCAAUGCAGAGUUACCUUGAUUGCUGUUCAGCCUCCAGUUUCUGCUGCAGAGUCCAACGAAUUGUCUGCCUUCUUUGCUUCCCACCCUCAAAUCAAUCGGCUUGAUUUUCAUAUCCUAAUUCCCAGCAGUCCAUCCGAAUUUGCAGACGCGGAAAAACCUGAUCCUUUCUUUGCUCGAUUUCGAGCUGUUAGUAGCUCAGUUCAUCUCCUGCAUCCUCUCUUGGCUUCCUUAUCUACUCCGCCUCUAUCAGCCAUCUUCGCUGACUUUGUUGUUGCAGCCGAUAUCAAUCGUCUAGCUGAUGAAUUAUCUAUCCCCCUUUACAUUGUAUCCACCUCUUCAGCUAGAUUUUUUUCGCUUAUCGCUUGUCUUCCUGACUUGAUACUCGAAAGCAAAAGUUCGGAAGACUCUAGCAUUCAGCUUCCGGGUUUAGCUUCGGUGCCAAUUUCAAGCCUUCCUCCUCCCUUCUUUACUCCAGAUCAUAUUUUCACAGCCCACAUCCGUUUAAAUGCUCAAUUUCUCUCGAAAGCCAAGGGUAUUCUACUUAAUAGCUUUGAUUGGCUUGAGUCUGAAACAAUUGCUGCAGUAAAUACUGGCAGGGUGCUGGCUCAUUUACCGCCUUCCCUCCCCAUAGGACCAUUCGAGCCUUGUAAGGCUGUCGUGAAAGCUGGCUCUUAUCUGCAGUGGCUAGAUGGCCAACCAAAUGAGUCUGUAGUCUAUGUUGGCUUUGGAAGCAGAACAGCAUUGUCAAAGGAACAAAUAAGAGAACUAGGAAAUGGACUGGAGAGAAGUGGAUGCAGAUUUCUUUGGGUAAUAAAGACUACAAAAGUUGACAAAGACGAGACGGAAGAUCUGCAAGAUUUGCUUGGCAGUUCAUUUCUUGAAAGAACAAAGAAGAAGGGGCUAGUUUGUAAAGGAUGGGUGGAGCAAGAGCAAGUUUUAGCGCAUCCAGCAAUCGGAGGAUUUGUAAGCCAUUGUGGGUGGAAUUCUGUAACUGAAGCAGCUCGAUUCGGGCUGCCUCUAUUGGCUUGGCCUCUACAUGGAGACCAAAAGUUGAACGCAGAAGUGACAGAGAAGGCAGGCCUUGGAGUGUGGAUGAGGCAUUGGGGUUGGCUGGGGGAGAAUCUAGUGAAGGGAGAGGAGAUUGGGGAUCAAAUUGUCCAGUUGAUGCAGGAUAAAACACUGAGGAUAAAGGCAAAGAAGGUGAAAGAAGAAGCUAGGAAGGCCUAUGAAGUUGGUGGGAGUUCUAAGAAAGUGCUUCUGGAAAUCAUAGAAAAUCUUUGA